UCUAUCCUUUGCUUAUCACUAAAUGGCGCUAACUUGCCCUGCCAUGCAACUUGACAAAAUAUUUAUUUGUUUUUAUGGCUAACUUUUAAGAUUCUGCUAUCGUAUUUCCAAGUUCUCAAAUGUUAAUAUCUUAUGAUUAAUAGUGAUUCAAAAUGUUCAUCAGAAAGUUCCUCACAAUUCAAUUCUACUCCGUACUUUCCCGGCCCAGGAAAUAUGGUAUAAAAAGUACUCAAUUCAUGAGUCUUCAUUACAAACAUAACUACCUAAAAUAUUAUCUUUGUCACAAUUGUAAUACAUUAAAAUUACGUGAUCCUUUUGAAACAUCUCUGAAGAAACAUUUCUCUAAAACAGCUACGUUCGGAAUUAGUAAUGCUAUUGACGAAAAAAAGAAUUUUGCUGCGAGCUUCCGCGAAAUAGCUUUAUUACUAAAUUCCGAGGAAACUGAAAUCAUGCACUUAUUUAAAAAACACCCUAAGCUGUUGACCAAUUUUGAUUUGGAAAACACUUUGGCUAAACUUUCUCUCCUUUUGAACCAGUUUCCUAAACCAACUAUCAAGAAAAACAUUUGUGUCCUGGAACUUCCACUUGAUGAACUCGAAGGUCGAUUAAAUGCAAUGAAAAAAUGGGAAUUGGAUGAUGCUACUUUCGGCGAAUUUCUACCUCUUUUUAAAAUGCCGUCAAAAGAUUUCUAUCGAAUGUCUGCGAAAUUUAUCGUUGAAAAGAAUAUUGUUAAACAUAAAAAUCGAAUAGUUUUCAUUGCUAAUGAGAUGCAAUGUCCUGUGGAAGAAGUGGUGGAAAAAUUUUUGCAAUUUAAAUUUCUUCUAUUUCGUAACUUUCGCGAGAUUGAAAGCAAUAUUAUUGUUUUAAAGGAGUUUGGAAUACCUUCUGAAACUUUUCUUCAAGAAUUUUCAGUCUUGAAUGUGACUUCUGAAAAACUGAGAAGGAGAUUAAAGAAACAGCUUGAAUGUGGUCUGAUAAACAAUCUUUCGCUUAUCCAUUGUGCUGAAACACUUUUCGCCGAUAAAAUUCAACGUGAAAUAGAAAAAAAUAAAAUACUUAGUGGUUGGGCAUCCACCGAAGAAUACAUUUCUCAUGUAUUAAAUCUGACUCCUGAAGAAAUAAUGGAUCUAAAAAUGGCUCAUUCAAAAAUUUUUAAUAUGGAUAUCGUUAAAAUGAAGAAGAUGUUGGAAUUUUUGCUUUCAUGUGGCUACACCACAAAACAAAUAAGUCUAUUCCCAACUAUAUUCAAUUAUAGCUACCUGAAAGUAAAAGAACGUUACGCUGAACUUGAAAGUUUUGGAAUCACUUUGCCAAAACUGACAGUACUGUGCCUUAACCAGAAGAUUUACGAUAGAUUAAUUGAAGGAUUGAAGAGGAAAAAAACAGAAGAAAUUCCAAGUGAAAAAAAGACAACUAGAAAAAAACUCCAAUCAAAAGAAAAACCAUCGGCAUAGGCUACUUUUUUCAUUUUUAUACCGUUAAUACUAGAAAAAAGGAAGAAAAGUCUGAAUAAAAGUAGUAAUUUCUCAAUUUUGAACACGCGUAAUUUGUAAUUCGAAAACAAAAAUAAUUGUGAAUUUUGUAAGUAAUAAUAAAUGAGCUGUUUUUGAAAGUUAUAAAAUUGAUAAUUACUAUCUUAAACGUAUAUUCUUUUUAUAUAAACAUAUCACUGAAUAACAACAUAAGGACAUAUAAAAAAUUAGAAUUAAUACACCAUUUGUAGAAUUUACAGUUAAAGUAGGUACACAAAUAUUAAUAACGCCAGUUAACAAAUUUCCAGCUAGAAAAAAAACUAGACCGUUAUAAUUGAUAGCUUCCAUGAUUAAAGGAAUGACUGAGA
Messenger RNA from Planococcus citri (citrus mealybug), 1840 nucleotides. RefSeq lists its product as uncharacterized. Bases 153 to 1454 code for a protein of 433 amino acids. The transcript has 6 exons. Gene Ontology annotation, biological process: regulation of DNA-templated transcription; termination of mitochondrial transcription. Gene Ontology annotation, cellular component: mitochondrial matrix. Gene Ontology annotation, molecular function: double-stranded DNA binding. Lineage: Eukaryota; Metazoa; Arthropoda; Insecta; Hemiptera; Pseudococcidae. The record is from RefSeq and is a predicted model, not a curated record.